UUUCCUUCAUGGCUUCCCCGAUAGGCUGAUGAUAGGAUAGGAGCUUGCAUUGCCUCUCACCUCACGUCCCAAUUUUUUACCACCCCGCCCUAACCCGGCCGUCUAUAUAACCGAUCUGCUGUGCAGGCUCUCGUUUCAGAAUUCGGAUUCGAUCAGGCGCCGAGCAACGAGAGCACGUACGGGGAGGAGCGAGAUCAAGAAAGCAAGCACACGCGAGAACAUAGAAAUGGAAGCGGCGGCGCGGCGGCCUCGCGUCCUCACCGAGAUCGACCCGCACAGCGAGUGGGUGCACGGCCGCGAGUUCGACGCGCUCGUCGUGGACGUCACAGGGUUCAGCAAGGACCAGCUGAAGGUGCAGCUGGAGCCGUCGGGGAGCCUCAAGGUCAGCGGCGAGCGCGACGUCGACGGGGGCGGCGGCAGGCAGUGGUGCCACUUCACCAAGCGCUUCGACCUCCCCGCAGGCUGCUGCGCCGCCGCCGCGAUCACCGUCCAACUCGACAAGGGCAUGCUCUACAUCCAGGUGCCGCGCCGGCAGGGUGGCACCGAGCAACAGCCAGCGGAGGCGGCGGAGGUGUACGAGGACGCGCUGCGGGGAGUGUCGGACGAGACCAGCGACGACGGCCACGGCCACGGCUGGAACAUCGGCGGCCGUGUGGCGGCGCGGCGAGACGACGGCGAGCAGCAUCACCCGCUCCGGCGGUUCGCCAGGGGCGUCAGCAGGCACCGGCAGGUGGUCCUGAACGUCGUGCUCGCCGUCCUCCUCCUCUGGCUCGUCGCGUUCGCCAAAAACGACUGAGGCGAGGCGCCAACGCCGGCGCACGGAUCAAGAAAUUUCCUUCUCAAGUUUCUGUACAGUGACACCUUGGAAGGAAAAAAUACACGUCCGGGUGAAUAAGCAGAGCAAGAUAAGGAUGUACAUGGCUCAAGCCUCUCUAAAUAUCAGUACAGUACAGUCAAAAGAUCACUGAAAGACGGCACACGGGAAGCCAAAGCAACCACCAAGAUCUGAUGUGUACAUUCAGAAUGUUGUUGCCGUGUCACUGAAGGAAUAGCACUCAAACAUCUAAAAGCCUACCUGGUCCCACCUUAUUGUAUUUGUAUCUAAUCCUUCUUUUAUGAUUAUAAAAAUAAACUUCAUGC
This is a messenger RNA of Sorghum bicolor (sorghum), 1140 nucleotides long. RefSeq lists its product as uncharacterized. Bases 227 to 796 code for a protein of 189 amino acids. NCBI's taxonomy places the organism in Eukaryota, Viridiplantae, Streptophyta, Magnoliopsida, Poales, Poaceae. The record is from RefSeq and is a predicted model, not a curated record. The transcript has 2 exons.